This is a messenger RNA of Cucurbita moschata (crookneck pumpkin), 592 nucleotides long. Its product is annotated as probable calcium-binding protein CML31. The record is from RefSeq and is a predicted model, not a curated record. Bases 100 to 522 code for a protein of 140 amino acids. Lineage: Eukaryota; Viridiplantae; Streptophyta; Magnoliopsida; Cucurbitales; Cucurbitaceae. Gene Ontology annotation, molecular function: calcium ion binding. The transcript has a single exon.
GUAUUUACACGCAAUCCCAACGCGCAAAUUCCCUCUACAUAAACACCUCCAACUCAAAUUCAUCACCCAAAACAAAUCAAUCUUCCCCAAGUCCUGGAGAUGCCCCAAUUCUCGCGCUACCAGAGAGUGUUCAACAGUAUAGACUCCGACGGCGACGGCAAGGUCUCCUCUCAAGAUUUGCUUACCCGGUUCGCGGCGGUGACAGGGGAGGAGCUCACGGAGGAGGAGGCGGCAGCGGUGGUGGCGGCCUACGAUUCCGACGACGACGGGCUAUUGGAGAUUGCGGAGUUUGAGAGGUUGGUGGAGGAUGGGGAUGGAGAGGGGAAGGAGAUAAAGGAGGCUUUCAAGAUGUAUGAAAUGGAGGGAUUGGGUGUGAUUACGGCGGUGAGCCUGCGGCGGAUGCUGAGCCAGCUGGGGCAAUCGAGGAGCAUCGGGGAUUGCAACAGAAUGAUCGCUAAGUUUGAUGUCAAUGGCGAUGGAGUUCUCUGUUUUGAUGAGUUCAGGAUUAUGAUGUUGCUCUGAAAUUGGAAAUUCUUUUUAGAACAUAAAAUGUAGUUUGCACUUGCAUAUAUAUUAUAAAUUUAUUUUAUCA